AUUUCAUUUCUUUAGCUCAUCAUAUCUUCCACUCAUUCUCAAACCAUGAAACAAAUCACUCUAAAAUCACUCACAUUACUAACAAUCUUUUUCAUUUCCCUCACCAUUACAUCUUCACAACCUCUCACGACCACAUUCUACCAAAAAACAUGUCCAAGAUUCGAACAAAUCAUGCAAGACACAACUACAAACAAACAAAUAAAUUCCCCGACAACCGCCGGAGCCGCCUUACGUCUCUUCUUUCAUGAUUGUUUAGUCGAAGGAUGCGACGCAUCCAUCCUCAUUUCCUCAACCCCAUUCAACAAAGCCGAACGUGACGCAGAUAUCAACCUCUCACUCCCAGGAGACGGUUUUGACGUUGUUGUACGUGCCAAAACCGCUCUUGAACUGGCCUGCCCUGGCGUUGUUUCAUGCGCGGACAUUUUAGCUGUCGCGGCAAGAAACUUAGUCGUCAUGAUGGGCGGGCCAGUUUACAAAGUUUAUCUUGGAAGACGUGACGGGAAAAUGUCACGUGCUUCACGUGCUCAAAAUGUCUUGCCAACACCACACAUGUCCAUGAACAGAAUAAUCACGAUAUUUAAAUCUAUUGGUUUUUCUGUUCAGGAAAUGGUGGCAUUGACUGGAGCACAUACUAUUGGAUUUUCACAUUGUAGUGAAAUAAGUAAUGAUAUAUAUAAUUACAGUAAUACGACACAAUAUGAUCCUUCUUAUAAUCCUAAGUACGCGUCAGGGUUAAGGAACGCGUGUAAGGAUUAUAAGAAAAAUCCUUCGUUGUCGGUUUUUAAUGAUAUAAUGACACCAAGGAACUUUGAUAAUUCGUAUUAUAAGAAUUUGCCUAAAGGAUUAGGUGUUUUGAGAUCGGAUCGAGCUAUGAUGAUGGAUCCAAGGACAAGGCCUUUUGUCGAGCUAUAUGCAAGAGAUCAGAAGGCGUUUUUUGAAGCAUUUGGUCGAGCCAUUGAGAAGUUGAGUUUUCAUGGUGUGAAAACUGGCCGAAAUGGUGAGAUCCGGCGUAGAUGUGAUUCUUUUAACUAAGUUAAUUAGAUCUGUUGAUUCUUAUGUUAUUUUUGUUUUUGGAAUGAUAAAAAGAUGAUAUAAAUUUUGUAUACUUUGAAAUAACUUCUUUUUUUUUUUCUUUCUUGUUUCCAUUAUUAAUCAAGAGUGCUUUUUGGAGUUGUUA
Messenger RNA from Erigeron canadensis, 1177 nucleotides. Its product is annotated as peroxidase 63-like. Bases 46 to 1032 code for a protein of 328 amino acids. The transcript has a single exon. Gene Ontology annotation, biological process: response to oxidative stress; hydrogen peroxide catabolic process. Lineage: Eukaryota; Viridiplantae; Streptophyta; Magnoliopsida; Asterales; Asteraceae. The record is from RefSeq and is a predicted model, not a curated record. Gene Ontology annotation, molecular function: heme binding; peroxidase activity.